AUGGAGUCUCCCAAAAUCCCCUCGAACUCUUCUCAUAAGCUCCCUCUUCGACCUCUUGAACAACACAACGACCCAGUAACUGAGCAGCUCAACACGGGCACUUCUUCAGAACAUCAGACGAGCAAGACAAUUGAAAUGACUCAACCCCGGUCAGAAGUAAAUGGUAGUCAACGGGAACCAGAGUCCAUCCCUGUUGAUAUGGUGGAGUCAAAGAAGAAGAAGAAGAAGACCUCCAGAUCGAAAAUCAAACGCGGCAAAAACAAGCCGACAGGGUUUGAAGAGUACUGCGUGGACGCCCCUAUAACACCCCAGGAGUAUGCAGAGGGACGAGAGAUAUAUGAUGUCUCGCGGCCUAUUAUUCAUCGAAUGGAAGAUGCGAUUCUACGCUUCCAGAAGAAGCGGCGUAUUGAAAAUGACAGACGCGAAAUCUUCCUAAAGUACCUGCAAUAUGGAGGCGUCGAUAUCAGUCCGAAAAUGUUCACGGGUACAGACCAACGUGAUCUCAAGGAGAUGGACAGUGAGGAGAUCCUCCUGGCAAGGGCCCAGACAAGCAUCGCACAGGAGCAAUUAAACUUGCAUAUUGACUUCAAUGCUGUGGUCAAGGGGUACCUGACCUCCUACUUCCCGUACUACUUCAACCCCGAAACCGAGGACAUGGUCAAGCUUGGCACUGUCACGAUUUGGAACUUCCUCACGUACAUCCUCUACCACGACGUCGUCCCAGAAUACAAAGCGAACAUCGAGGAAGCCAGGAAAUCCUGCGACAUUGCCGGCAAAGAGCUCUGGAAAAACCAGCAGUUCACAGUCAAAGGACCCGGAGACUUCAAUACCGCUUGCUCUACGCUCUUCGGGGGCGUCUUUUUUGACCUCUACAUCGAAGACAACCAGUGGUGCAACAGCAAGAACGAUACAGUGCGUAUGACCAACGAGAUCGCCCGCAAGGUUGUCAAGUUCGCGCUGGCAGGCGCCGGGUUCGAUAGACAGGCCGUCCGAUUCCAAGAGCUUGCAAACCAAAACGCACUGCGGGCGAUGCGAGUCGAAGACAUCGAUGGCUUUGAAGUCACCGCUAUCAUCUUCGCAGACGACGAGACUAAGGAGUUUUACAUGUCCCACGCUCCAGAUCUCCACCCUGUAGGACGAAUGCUGGCAAAGGCCUACCGCGACCCCGGCAAGCCCAACAUUGACCUCAGCCCUGAGGAGAGACUUCAAUGGGAAGAAGGCGGUGCACCAGAAUAUGAGUUUGACUUCUUCCUUGAGGAGAGUCUGCUGAAGCUGUGCUACCCUGGCAUGAAGGUCAUAACAUCGGUUUGGGAACUUAACUGUGGAUUUCACUACUUUGACGAGGUGUUCACAGCCUACUGUUCUAUUUACACGGUUCUGGCCAAUGAUUUAAUGAUAGGUUGGAAGAAACCGAAGGAUUUGCGGACGGAAGAUGAUUGUGAGGCUGAUGAGACUGAUGAUGAGGAAGGCAAGGAUUCAAAGGAAAAGCAGAGGGUGACCAGGCUGUUGAGCUAG
Messenger RNA from Aspergillus lentulus, 1515 nucleotides. RefSeq lists its product as uncharacterized. The record is from RefSeq and is a predicted model, not a curated record. Gene Ontology annotation, cellular component: ARC complex. Gene Ontology annotation, biological process: regulatory ncRNA-mediated gene silencing. Lineage: Eukaryota; Fungi; Ascomycota; Eurotiomycetes; Eurotiales; Aspergillaceae.